CACCAAUCGGGAGCAAGGCCCGACCAUGGCAUCGUCCCAGCGCGUCCCGCUCUUGAAGCCCAAGGGCGCGCGCAAGCCGACGCGCGUCUCGAUCGGGCCUCGGCCCAAGUCGUCGCAAGCACCGGCGUCGCAACCCAAGCCGGCAACACCAGCGACGGCCACGGACUCGCCCGUGCCCGAGACGCGGUCGCGGUCCAACUCGAUUGCAACGCCAAAGGCCGCUACUGAAGCGUCGCACGAGAAACCAUCUCCCGUCGCUACGCCUGCGCCGACACCCGUGGUCCCGCCGCCAGCCGCGAAAGGCCCGACGCGCAUCCUCGCCGGCGGCGCCUUUACACCUGGCAGCUCAUUUGGUGUUGGCAGUAGCCCGAGAGGACCCGCCCGCACGGCAGCGCCACGCCGGCCGGUCCCGAUCGUGAUCCCAUCGGUGGGAUCGGAGCCGUCCCGUGUCGCACCUGCGAAAUCUCCCACGCCGGCGACGCCAGUGUUGGCACCAGGAACACCCGUGCAGAAACCCGGCACGCAGAAGCCAGGAACACGGGUGGAGAAGCCUACGCCUGUCCAAAAGCCGGGUACUCCUGUCCAAAAGCCGGCAACCCCCGUCUUGAAGCCAGCAACCCCCGUCUUGAAGCCCGGAACCCCCGUGUCCAAGCCGUCGACGCCCGUGUCCAAGCCAUCAACGCCUGUCGCCAAGCCAGCAGCUCUCGAAUUGCCGGCGGACGUCAGCACAAACUCGCCGACAACGAAGAAGUCCAAGUCGGCCAAAUCAGCCAGAUCGGACAAGUCGGCCAAGAAAGCCAAGUCCUCCAAGAAGGCCAAGACGACCAAGACCGCGACGGUCGCGAAAGCAAUGGCAUCGACCGACGCGCCGAACGCACCCGCGUCCAUGCGCCUCCGCAGCUUGACCAAGCCCAUGGUGGCGGCGCCAGAGCCCGUGCGCGUCGCGGCCCCUCGUGUUGAAACGCAAAAGAAGGCCAAGAAGGCAAAAGCACAGCCGUCGUCGGACGAGCCCAAGGCCAAGCGACCGAAGCGCCCGGCGUCGCCCGUUGAGGACGAGGUCAUCGACGACGACCACAGCGACAGCGGCCAUGCCCACUUCUUUGAAGUCGUCGACGACGACGAUAUGGAUGACGCGGCGGACUUCAACUACGACGACGACGACGAAGAUGCGCCGAUCGCUGCGUCGAUCGCGCGCCGAGGCCGGAAGACGUCGAGACGAGUGCCCAAGCCCUUGGCCAUCGUCCCUGCGUCCCAGCGGGUGCUCGACUAUGCGCGCGCGCUCCUCGAGGACGACGAAGUCCAGCCAAAGAACAAGGCCAAGCGCAAGACCGUCGCCAAGAUGGCACCGGAAGAUGUGCUCGAGUCGGAAGACGAGCUCGCGGCCGAAGUAGCGCUCUCAAAGAUGACCAUGGGCGAGCUCGCGAUGACUGUGCCCCGGGGCGUGCGCGACGACGCCGACGACGAGGAUGAUGAGCACGACGACGAGGGAACCGGCCGCCAAGCCCGUAACGAGGCCCGCCCUGCACCGGCGAGCGGUCCCCGGGUUGAGUUUGUCGAUGGCCGCAUCGUCGUCAUUGAAAGCAGCUUGACGAUCCACGAAGACGAGCUCAACGUCAACCACGACAGCGAGCAGGACGACGACGAAGAGAAGAAGAAGCGCCGUCAAUCGGGCGGCGGGUACUUGGUGGGUCGGCGCACGUCCAAGCGCUGGCCGCACUCGGAGACGGCGCAGUUUUACUAUGCGCUGAGCCAAGUCGGCGCCGACUUUACGCUCAUGUCGACGCUCUUCCCCAACCGGACGCGGCAAGAGCUCAAAAUCAAAUUCAAGAACGAGGAAAAGGUCCGGCGGAACCUCGUGGACCUCGCGCUCUCGUCGGCAGCGCGCCCACUGAACGCCAACAUUGCCGAGAUGGUCUCGACCAUCUUGGCCAAGGAAGCGGCGCGGAAGAAGAAGGCCAAGAGCGGCGACAUCGACGACGACGACGAGGAGGCCGAGGCUGAAGAGAUGCCACUGCUCUUUUAACAUGUAAUGAACCGAGAAUCCUGCAUGACGCUGGUAUGCCGCAACUUGUACAGCGUGA
Messenger RNA from Saprolegnia diclina VS20, 2081 nucleotides. RefSeq lists its product as hypothetical. Gene Ontology annotation, cellular component: transcription factor TFIIIB complex. Gene Ontology annotation, biological process: RNA polymerase III preinitiation complex assembly. The record is from RefSeq and is a predicted model, not a curated record. Gene Ontology annotation, molecular function: TFIIIC-class transcription factor complex binding. NCBI's taxonomy places the organism in Eukaryota, Oomycota, Saprolegniomycetes, Saprolegniales, Saprolegniaceae. The transcript has 12 exons. Bases 26 to 2023 code for a protein of 665 amino acids.